UGCAGGAAAAUGUACCUAACACUCAAUGACUUAAAGGGGGAGGCACAAAGAAAUAGGGAGCUUUAGUCUGAGAUGGUGUUUUGACUAAUUUCAAAGAGCAACUAUAACUGAAGAUGGAUUCAAAAGUACCCCCUUGUUUCUAGGGUAUUUUGCUUGUUUCUUUUCUGAAGGCGAAACAGAAAUCGACAUCGAUGAGGAAGUUUUUUUUUGUCAGCUGCUCGCUUGUAAGCUAACGCGACGAGUUUGUCUCGUUUCAACUUAUUUAACUACUUGGUUUUGAUUUUUUUUUACUGGUAUCACCGGAGUGAUGUUCAUCCAAAUGUCACUAUAUAAGAUUUUUUUUUUCAAAAUGCAUUACUGAUGUCAAGGUCACAAUGAUGGACUAGAACUGAAAGGCAAUGCCAUCUCAAAGAAUGUCUAGUUUUUAAGUUUACCAACUGAAGACCUGGUUCGUGAUAGAUCUGGCACAGGCCUGAGGGUAUGUUGAGACAUCUUGCCAGGCCAGAGCAGAGGCGUUUAGGUGGUUCGGACGGGGACUGAAGGUGAGGAGGACAGACGGACGAGGGACCAGGGAGGAAGACAUGGGCCAGUGUGUCAAUAAGUGUAGGAAUCCGACGUCCUCACUCGGCAGUAAGAGUGGAGACAAGGAGAGCAGUUCCAAGUCCCACAAGAAAAGUGGUGGUAGUGGUAGCCACAAAGAAGACGUCAGUGCUUCAAUUAACAAAGCCACCACUGAAUUUUCAAAUGGCACCAAGGCCAUGCAAGAGGUUACAGUGGAGACACCCAGCAUUCCUUCACUGAUUGGGGAGUUGCCCAAGGAUGGAGAUGGGCUCUCAAUGCCGCGUAUUGACGAGCUGUUCUGCUGCUACAAGGAUGAACAGGAGGAUGCCAUCUUGGAGGAAGGCAUGGAGCGGUUUUGUAAUGAUUUGUGUGUGGACCCAGCAGAGUUUCGUGUGCUUGUUCUUGCCUGGAAGUUUCAAGCAGCCACCAUGUGCAAGUUUACAAGGAAAGAGUUUAUUGAGGGCUGCAAGGCCAUCCAGGCGGACAGUAUCGAGGGCAUCUGUUCAAGCUUUCCUUGCAUGCUGUUGGACGCCCAAGGUGAGGAGGACUUCAAGGACCUUUACCGCUUCACCUUCCAGUUUGGCCUAGACGCAGAUGAGGGCCAACGUUCUUUGCAGCGCGACAUCGCUAUAGCCCUAUGGCGACUGGUUUUCACACAGGACAAACCUGAGAUUUUGGAGCGCUGGCUAGAAUUCCUUGGUGAGAACCCCUCAGGUAUUCGGGGCAUCUCACGGGACACUUGGAACAUGUUCCUCAACUUCACACAGGCCAUUGGGUCUGACCUCAGCAACUACAGUGAGGAUGAGGCCUGGCCCAGCCUCUUUGACACCUUUGUAGAGUGGGAGUUGGAACGCAGAAGAAAAGAGGAAGAAAGGGCACUGAUGGCAAAAGAAGAAGAAGAAAGGUGUACUGAGACAGAGUGUUCUCCCACUACAGAUAGACUUGAAACAGAGGGAAGCCGUGGCUCACAGACGUGGGGGGGUCACUAACCAGAAAACAUGAAAUAUUGGUUCGGGAGGGAAGGAUAUAACCUAUAAGUGAACUGUACAUCUGUGAAUCAUUGGAAAAAUAAUAGUAUUACAAUUUCAGAUGUUCAUUUAGCGUUCCUUUUAUGUUGCAAUGGGAUUUCUGCUUUGCUUUUUUUUGUUUUUGAAAGGGCUCUAAGAACUGUUGUUUUAAGCACUUCUAUUUAAGUUAUUGUUUUAAAUUUUUUUCCUCCCAUGUGUUUUUAGUAAUUGGACACGUGAUCCAUUUUAAUGUACAGCGCACCUAACAUAACCCAGCAGAAUUUGUCAGUAAAAGCUUGGUGUUAAGAAUAGACGACUGAAUGCUAUAAAUUUCUCCCACUAUUUCACAGUUGUUUUUUUUUUUCUCCCCCGUUUUGUUUUGCUGCUUUUUAAAAAAUGUUUUUAUCUGGCAACACAACUGAUGUAUAAACAAUUGGUAUUUGAUUAAAGAAGGGAAAUGUUGGCAGCCUCCCCAUAAAAUAAUAUCUUACUACCAAACACAAGAUUCUCCGAGAGGAAAUUAUGAAAUUAUCUGGAGGAGACUAAUAUAUAGAGGAAUAAUAUGGGUUGUAUUUUGCAGUGCUGUGAGGAUGAAUUGGUUACACUUGUAUUACCUUUUGUAGACAAAUAUUGGGCUAUAUUUAAAGGGCAAGGAGAAAUUACUAAAAAGUUUAGCGCAUAUGGCAUUUUAUUAAAAAAUAAAAGAAUACAAAUUACAAUUAUAUUUGCCUACUUAAAUGUUUGAAUACUCAUUUUAAACCCAAGUUGGUAUCCAGCCUCCCCCAGCCCCCUUUAUGUAGUGUUUUGAGUGCUACUUGUGCAGUGCAACUGCUGUGCUCCUUUUUCACCUCAAGCAUCUACUGUAUUGAAGCCCAACCACUUUUAAGAGGAAGUUAGGUGAAUCCAACAGAGUGGUGUUAGCUUUUCUCUAUUGGCUAAUUGAUCCCACUAAAGAAUUCUGUAUUGCAACAAAAGAAAAGAAUAUAUAUAGCUAUGUCUGGGUAAUUUAGGCACAGUGUGACUGCAACACAUUCAAUGCUAUUAGACCAGGCCUCCUACAAAACUCAUGAUAAAUCUUUACAUUUUAAAAUGAUUUUUUUUAAAUGACUGCUUCUGGUAAUGGUUGUAAUUUAAUUGCACAGAAAACAAUGGCCUCCUAAGGUGUACUUGAAAGGCUUUGCGCAAAGAUUGAUGUAAACCACAUUUUUACAGUUUUGAAACAUGUUCCCAAAAUAUAGAUUGAUCUUCAGGCUUGUGUGCUUUCGGAUAAGUGUUAAUUAAACCUGCUGUUUAAUCAAGAGACUGUGAUAAGAAUUCAGUAUGAGUGGCCAUUUCCUGAUUGGUUUGGUUUACAUCUAAAAUGGUUUUAUUUCACAACCUUUUAUUCUUUUUUUUUUUUUUAUAUGAAAUGUACUGAUUUAUAAUAAAUAAAGCAGUGUUGAAUU
Messenger RNA from Cololabis saira (Pacific saury), 3013 nucleotides. It is a transcript of the gene dcun1d3, whose product is annotated as defective in cullin neddylation 1 domain containing 3. The record is from RefSeq and is a predicted model, not a curated record. The transcript has 5 exons. Gene Ontology annotation, cellular component: ubiquitin ligase complex. Gene Ontology annotation, molecular function: cullin family protein binding; ubiquitin conjugating enzyme binding; ubiquitin-like protein binding. Bases 582 to 1550 code for a protein of 322 amino acids. Gene Ontology annotation, biological process: positive regulation of ubiquitin-protein transferase activity; protein neddylation. NCBI's taxonomy places the organism in Eukaryota, Metazoa, Chordata, Actinopteri, Beloniformes, Belonidae.